CCUGUGUGUGCAGUUGUGUUUCUGCGCUCGGUUUUCCUUCCCCGAGCUUGUCAGUCAGUCGGCUUCUUCAUCUCCUUAUUCGGUUCCUUUUGUAGCCAUGUGCACGGAACGUGAAAAGUGCUGAGUUUACAAACAGAAAAGUCAACAUUUUCACUCUUUUUUUUUUUAUUUUUUUUUUUUUAUUUUAUUCGGACCUGCGCGCUUGUCGUUUGGGGAUUUAACGCGCGCGAGCUGUCAGAACUGGAAGUAGAGCGCGCGCGGCGACCGCAAACAACACCGGACACACACACACACACACACAUAGGAGAGAGACUUUAAAGCAUAAAGGCAUAAAGCAAUAUAGAACUGUUUUCUCUCUCGCUCUCGCUCUCUCUCUCUUUCUCUCUCUCUCUCUCUCUUUUUCUCUCUUGCUUUCUUUUUUUUUUUCUUAUUGGAUUACCGGUUGCACAGCAACGGAGACCCGUGAUAAAUCUGGAUGUCGUAGUUAAGGUCUAUCAAAUGAUCCAGGCAUGGAGUCCAAAAGAUACCAAAGUAUUUACGAAGGUACAGACAGAGAAAACAGAUGGGCCCAGAUGCCAGGAUCUAUUGAGCAGUGCUGCACAACAGAGGAGGAGAGAGCUCUGAUGAACAGUGAUGUCCUGAUGGACAUUGUAAAUGCAAGUAAUGCAUCCAGUGUCCCUGCUCCAAAGUGCAAGGAAAGUGGAGGAAAAAAGGCCGAGAUGCCAGUUCCCCAGCUCAAUCCUGACCAGCAGCUCAGCUUCCCUGCAUAUAAUAACUCCAUUCAUGGCCGCAAGCCGGAAGACUCUAAAGAGCUUUCCAAAACUGUUGCUGAGUCUAUGGGCUUGUAUAUGAAUGCUGCCAGGGAGGCUGAAUUUGCCUUUGGCCAGCAGGGACCACCUGCCAAAUGCCAAGACAGCCCUGGAAAACUUUACCCUUUGUGUGGCAGAGGGAUCAAGGACAAUCAGUCAGGGACUACUAGGAGCCCGAAAAUAAAAGCUGCUCCAACAUUAUUUCCAACCAUGUCCCAGUUACCUAAUGGUAGCCUUGGUGAGUGUGGUGUAGGCACUGUGCCAACACCUUCCACCUUGAACACAGUUUUGUCCAGCCCUGCUGAAGAAUCCAGCAGUAUUUCCAGCCCAAAUGGAAAUAACAUUGUGACUUCCACCACCAGUCCCACCUACUUUGGCACUAGCCACCCUUCCUUAGGCAGUCCAGCCAGUCUGGGUCCAGUUGCUUCAGGUCUGGCACCAACUCAACGUGUCAACUCAAGCACCUGCAGCCCAACAGAAUCUAGCACUAUGGGCACUCCACCACUAGCAAGCCCCUUUAACGUGAUGAAAUCACCUAUCUCAAGUCCACAGAGCAUGGGAAGCGUUCGGACACCGCUGUCCUGCAGCACCAACAUGAGGUCAUCUGUGUCCAGUCCCACAGGAAGUGGUGGCAACUUGAGGCCUUCUGGGUCUAGUCCACCCACAGUUGGUUCCAUGGCUUUGUCCAGUCCGAGGAACCCUUCCCGGACAUUUUCUGCCUCAAGCCCUCCCAGUAGUCUUGGCUUAGUUCAGAAUGACAUCCACAGCCCUGAUGGCCAAGAGCAUGACUUUAAAGACUUCAAGUUCCCCAAAGUGGAGAGCUUGGAUGGGGAAAUAUUUAAUGUUGGCCUGGACUCCAUGGGGAUGGUCAAGUACAUCAAAAAUGAGCCAGACACUGAUUACAGGAGUAUGUGUCUGGGCAAUAGCAAUGGCAGUGCGCCCCCUUUGCCAUUUACAUCUCAUAUUAAGACUGAGCCCAACAGUGAAGCAACUUGCACCAAUGCACACUAUGGGGAACCCCAGCAGCCAAUGGGGCUCUUCCCAGCUUCAGAGACUACAUACUUGUCCUUGAGGGAUAAUAUUGAUGAAUACAGCCUCUCUGGGAUUCUGGGACCUCCUAUUUCUUCUCUUAAUGGCAACUAUGAGUUUGGUGUGUUUCCAAACAAUGACAUGCCCAAGGGGAUUAAACAGGAGCCCAAUGAUGGCAGCUAUUACCAAGAGAAUAAUAAUGUGCCCUCAUCAGCUAUUGUCGGUGUUAAUUCAGGUGGACAUUCAUUUCAUUACCAGAUCGGAGCACAAGGAACAAUGUCGUUUUCGCGGCAUGACAUGCGGGACCAGACAAACUCCUUGUUGAAUCUAAUUUCUCCAGUUACAGCGCUAAUGGAGACAUGGAAAACACGCCCAGGCCUGUCGCAGGCUCAACUGUCCGCCUGCGGGGAGGGCUACCCAGCUCCAGGCUGCGUCUCUGACACCAUGGCAAGCGCUCCUUUAAGACACUCAUCCUCCACGGCUAAGGUGUGUUUGGUGUGCGGGGACGAGGCGUCCGGGUGCCACUACGGCGUCGUCACCUGCGGCAGCUGCAAAGUCUUCUUCAAGAGAGCGGUGGAAGGUCAGCACAACUACCUGUGCGCUGGAAGGAACGACUGCAUCAUCGACAAAAUCCGACGGAAGAACUGUCCGGCUUGCCGGGUACGAAAGUGUCUGCAGGCAGGGAUGAAUCUCGGAGCACGCAAAUCGAAGAAGCUGGGCAAGCUGAAGAGCGUCAGCGAGGACUCGUCUCUUCAGAACUCAGAGAAGGAGCUGAGCUCGAAUAUGGCUCUGGUUCCUCACAGUGCCUCUGUGGCUCCCUUCCUCUCUCCGUCUGUGUGCAGCGUGCUGGAGCUCAUUGAGCCUGAGGUGGUGUUCGCAGGUUAUGAUAACACACAGCCUGACACCACCGAUCACCUCCUCACCAGCCUCAACAAACUUGCCGGCAAGCAGAUGGUGCGUGUUGUCAAGUGGGCCAAAGUACUUCCAGGUUUCCGCUCAUUGCCUAUCGAGGACCAAAUCACACUUAUCCAGUACUCGUGGAUGUGUCUUUCCUCGUUCUCGCUUAGUUGGAGAUCGUACAAACACACCAACGCCCAGAUGCUCUACUUCGCCCCGGACCUCGUCUUCAACGAGGAGCGGAUGCACCAGUCGGCCAUGUACGACCUGUGUGUGAGCAUGAAGCAGGUCAGUCAGGAGUUUGUCCGUCUGCAGCUCACCUACGAAGAGUUCCUGGCCAUGAAGGUUCUGCUGCUCCUCAGCACGGUGCCCAAGGAUGGCCUGAAGAACCAGGCGGCGUUUGAGGAGAUGAGGGUGAACUACAUCAAGGAGCUGCGACGUUCGGUGGGCAAAGCAACAAACAACUCGGGACAGACAUGGCAGCGCUUCUUCCAGCUCACCAAGCUACUGGAUGCCAUGCAUGAUCUGGUGGGAAACUUGUUGGACUUCUGCUUUUACACCUUCCGUGAGUCUCAGGCUCUGAAGGUGGAGUUUCCUGAGAUGCUGGUAGAGAUCAUCAGUGACCAGAUACCAAAGGUGGAGUCGGGCCUCACGCACAUCCUUUACUUUCACAAGAAGUGACGAAAGAUGGGGAAAAAAAAAGGACAAGCGACAAAGAGACGAAGGAACGAAUAAAGAAUGAUGAAGAGGACACGAAAAGCCUCAGAAAGAGGGGAAGAAAGACAGAACGAGAUGGAGAAAGAGAAGGCACAUGUGGGCCAGGCCAGCUUGCUAUGCACAACGUCAGGCACGAAAGGCUCCGAUGUACGUACGCUAAACUCAACCCACCCCGAUCCCUCACCCCCUACCCCGACCCCCACGCCAGGACAGAUGCAGAGACACACACAGAGAGAGAGAAAGAAAGAAAGAAAGAAAGAAAGAAAGAGAGAUACGCGGCGAAAGAAAGAGAAUGAGACGAGUUGUCUAGUUAUCUGUAGCCAGCCAGUGAACUUUUAGAGUUCCUUUCUCUUUGCCCCCAAAGACAAUGCUGACUAUCUAUGGAUAUGAAGCCAUAUGUUUCUUUGGUAAAGCUGUAGUGCACAGGUACAAGUGUAUAAAUAAUACUGAAACACAGUGGUAUACGGAGACACGGUAACGUCCUUGCAUCUACACGCUACAGUACACACAUCCAGUACAGUCCAUCCUGCAAUCAAAUCCUGAGGCAUUUCUAUCAUUUAACUCAUCUCAACACUACACACAUACUCUUUGGAUUUACAAUUUACAAAAAAAGAAGAAAAAAAACAAACUCAAAAAAAAAAAAAAA
Tachysurus vachellii is the source of this 4098-nucleotide messenger RNA. It is a transcript of the gene nr3c2, whose product is annotated as nuclear receptor subfamily 3, group C, member 2. Gene Ontology annotation, molecular function: sequence-specific DNA binding; zinc ion binding; DNA-binding transcription factor activity. The record is from RefSeq and is a predicted model, not a curated record. Bases 510 to 3416 code for a protein of 968 amino acids. The transcript has 9 exons. NCBI's taxonomy places the organism in Eukaryota, Metazoa, Chordata, Actinopteri, Siluriformes, Bagridae. Gene Ontology annotation, biological process: regulation of DNA-templated transcription.